This is a messenger RNA of Mycena indigotica, 6987 nucleotides long. Its product is annotated as VWFA domain-containing protein. The transcript is spliced from 44 exons. NCBI's taxonomy places the organism in Eukaryota, Fungi, Basidiomycota, Agaricomycetes, Agaricales, Mycenaceae. The record is from RefSeq and is a predicted model, not a curated record. Gene Ontology annotation, molecular function: GTPase activity; GTP binding. The coding region runs from base 1 to 6987 and encodes 2328 amino acids.
AUGCCGCUCAAGCCCAAGGCCAACAUUCCACUCAUUGUGACUGAGCAAUGGUCUGACGAGGAAAGCGGCAAGUUUAACCCAAACGAAAGCGACACAUACUAUUCUCCUGUCGAGCCUUCCAACUCAGAGGGUUCGCCUGACUCCGAUGUGACAGCUCGUCACGACAACUCAGGAAACGACCACAACAAAGGCCAAAACUCCAGCAACACAUCCCCCAUAUCUCCCUCUUUGGCUGACAAAAAAACCGCGACCCGUACGCCGAUUACUGCGCCGACCAUGAAUACGAAUGCCUCUGGCACGCCAAUCUUGGACGAUAUGAUGGAUGUCGAUCCUCCGCAAUUCCAGCCAGACUUGGACUUACUUCCAAAGAUAAAUGGAAUGUUUCGUCUGUUGGACCUCAUUAGCGAGUCAGCAAGCGGUGGACUGGUCAGCAAAAUCAUCAUUGCUCAGGAGUCGCUCAAAGAAUUGAUCAACGAAUUGUCGCCUGGCGCUUAUUCCUCGAUGAUCAAGGUCAACUUCAAGGCCUUGGACAAAAUUCUCAUUAAGCCGCUCGGUAUAUAUGGCAGUCAAUCUGAAAUUGUGGACUUCAUGAUUACGGUUGGAGCCAUUGACGAAGAAAUAUCACGCGCCUUACUUCGUCCUCAAAGCGACACAACACCCCAUCUACGCUCUGGUCUUUACGUCCUUCAUACAUCCCAUGCAGCCCGCCCCGACAGUGAACAACUUUUUGUCAUUUACUGGCCCGAGCCCACGACCUGGGAUGACGACGCCAUUUCUUCUGUUCGACGCAAUCGCGUUACUUUCUUGCGAUAUCUGACCAAGAUAUCUGACCAAGUUGUUUGUUUGGUCUCUCCUGAGCAUGCCCAGUCCAUUGUUUGGCACGACUCAAAUGAGUCGGAAGUGAUGGAGAUGGACCUCGAGGAUGAGUCAACCGAUCGACUAUUCACAUUUGCGGUGGCCAAGACCAACGAACAGGAAGAGGAUGUCACCAUACGCCCCGGCUUUCAGAUAAAUAUUCCGGUACUUGCAGCCAGCCCUCGCCCGAACGAUUGCCCCGUCGAGGAGGCCGAUCUUCAACCCAUGCUUAUCUCUGGUGAGACAGCUAUGGCGAUUCUGACGAGAUCGUUCCUUCCUGGAGAGUAUAAAGAGCGCCAAAUCCGUGACGAAUCCUACAAUCCUACUCAACUGCGAAGCUUACUCUCUACUGGUACUAUACGAUUUACUUCGAAAGUUAGCGACGAGGGGGUGCAAAUUCUUGGGGAACACGGGUUACAGUCUCGCGCGGGGAACCUGUUUGGUGAAUGGAAGACUCGAAAUGAUGACGGCGUCCGCGCCAUUGACGAUGGGUCUAAGCAAGAACUACAAGACGCGCUCAAAAAGUUGCGGGAUGACGAACCCACGCUAGAACCCGUGAUCAAAGAAGCGGUUGUUGACCAGCUAACACAGAUGUUCCCAACCAUCCCAAGAACAACUCUCUCUCCCGUAUCUCAGGACGAACUCGAACUGCGCCGAACUCAGUUUACCAGUUUGAUUGCGGUUCACCCAGACAUCAAAGAUGAGAUUGGCAAAUUUGGCACAAGCGGCGCAAGGACUUCGGAAAAAUUCGAGCAUUUGAAAUCUGUGGAUUUUCGCGCCAUUGUGGACCAGAUUCUAGGACUCGAAUGUCUCUUUGCGGAACGACCGGAGUUGCCCAUUCCAGAACGAGAACGAAUUGUUGAACACGUCACUCAAAACGGUUUCGAAGGCUUGACUGAGUUGUACGGUCUGAAGGUGAAGGACGGCAAAGAUGAGAAAAGCAGCCCGCUCUAUAAAUUCGUUGCUUCUCUCUUUUCGUCGCCGGAAGAUCAUAGAAGCACGGAACGAAAAGUUCGCGACCGUAUCCAGUCACGGAAGAAAAGGCUGGCGGAUGGUGUAUUCUUGGCCUCGCUAGACGACAUAUCCAACAAGGAACCUCUAUUACGCUCGCUUUGCGUCAAAGCUCUUGACAUCGCACAAGAAUACCUUCCGAUGGUACUCCCUGCCACCGUUCGCCACUGCCUUGGUCGUGCCGCGUUCGUUCAGGAAACCGCAAUCAAAAAGCAAAUUCAACGCAAGACCGCUGUCCUCAAAGAUGAACUGCUCAAAGAUUCAAGGAAGCACUUUGCCGAGGAGUACGAGAAUAUUUGUCCCAAUAGCGAUCCGACUUUGAUUGUCGACAAAAUUGAACGCAUUGGCCAGAGAUUCACUGCACCUUUGUUCAAAAUAAGUGGUACAUUCAGAACCCUGAUGAAACCGGUCCUUCGCUGCAAAUUGUACCCUCUGCAGUUGACUACGGAUGACCAGCACAAGGCGCAGCUAGAAUCAAACUUUGUUCCAACACCACACCAGUCCCGCGAUGUGCAAACUUUCGACCUCAGCUUGGACAGCCGCAUUCUCCACGCUCAACUACUUGAGAAAGAGCGAUUGCUCAUGGUUCUCGUUGACACUGAGCGACUGUGCAUCUAUCACGAGCCGUUGUCUGCUAUUCACCACGCCAUUUCUCGUGGGCGCGACGGGGCAAAACGGGCCAUUUAUCGAGACAAAAUCGGUCGGGAUGUCAUAGUUGCCUACGACGAGCAGAAGAAGAUGUUGUCCGUCUGUUCUGCAUCGAACUUGCUUCUCCACAUAUAUCAAUUUGACGAAACUUUUGCUGGCCUGCAAGCUUGGGCAAGUGCACUUGACCUUCGACCAUGGUACCCUGCUGGCACGGCCCUUCACAAAUGCUGUUUCAUUGCUGGCUCUGAGGAACUGUUGCUUGUUGACAACAGUCGACAGGCACGGAUAUUUUCUUUGAUUACUCAGCAGUUUAGACCUGCCACAUUACUGCUAGAUCAACUCCCAGAAACUCUACAAUCCUCUCCUGAUGGCGCCUGCCUCAUUGUCUCUGCUCGUGAUAGCGACAAACUGACCUAUCGAAGCUUCCACUGGGAUACCUUUGGUUCUUCAGAAGGCAAAUAUCUCGACGGAAUUGACUACUCAUCUACUGCUGCAAUCGUCACGUCGAUGGUCAAUCGUAGAAAUGUUCACCUUGCUGGGAUUGAUGUCGAAAGUCGAGUUUGCUGUUCGGUUGUUCUUGAGAUUAAGAAGAAGGUUACUGAGUUCAUGUUCAAAGAGACUGGCACAAAAGCAAGCUUCAGGGCUGAGCAAAAUGAAACCGCAAACAACUGCUUGAUCGAAGUACAUUCAGAAGUUUGGACUAGAUUUCCCGUUUUCGCAGCAGUCCAACGUCAAACUGUUUCAUCAGGGACUCGUCGUCCUCGGAAGCUGCUGUUUAUCGCGGAUCGAGACCAUAACAAGUACGCUCCUCAUUUUAACGACCUCAUCUACGGGUUUGAGCAACGAACACGCAAACCCACUGGCGAUAUUCUCAAGAGCCUUGAAGUGGCUUCGCUUUCGCCGCUUGGGUUCUACAAUACGCUGUCAACAUUGAUGGCCGACGAAAUAACGAUCUACAAGGGCGGCGAGUGGAUUGUCGACUUGCUGUGCCUCAUUCCGAUCCAAAUUGCGUUGACUCGUGAUAAUCGCUUUCUCCCGUUGAAGGAUGGUGUCGUCUCUGCCGCACUGGAGCGAUCUCUUCUCGGUGCCGAAGUUGGUCAAAUUGUGGAUAGCCUCAGUUUCGGCUGGUUUGAGAGUGUUUUCCAGUCGUACAUGACCUCCAAGCCUGUGAAAGUAGUCUCUUCAAUGGGAGAACAAUCCGUUGGUAAAAGUUAUACACUGAACCAUUUGGCGGACACCUCCUUUGCUGGCAGUGCUAUGCGGACCACUGAGGGUGUUUGGAUGUCAGUCACACCAACCACUGACACUCUUGUCGUUGCUCUGGAUUUUGAAGGUGUGCACAGUAUCGAGCGAUCUGCCCAGGAAGACACUCUCCUUGUGUUGUUCAACACUGCUCUCUCCAACUUGGUCCUUUUCCGCAACAAUUUUGCCAUGUCACGUAGUAUCACUGGCCUCUUCCAAUCCUUCCAGUCUUCAUCUACGGUGUUGGAUCCAGCUGCGAACCCGACCUUGUUCAAAUCAACACUGACGAUCAUCAUUAAAGCAAGUGAAGAUGUUGUUGAGACAGAUAAGAAGGAAAUCGUCAAAGAGUUUUCCACCAAAUUUCAGAAAAUCGUCGAGGAUGAGCAAGAUGCCAACUUUAUUUCACGCCUUCAUGCCGGGCAAUUAAACAUACUUCCAUGGCCAGUAAUUGAAUCCAAACAGUUUUAUGCUCUUUUCCCGGUCAUCAAGCGUCUUUUGGACAAGCAGGAGGUGACCCAUCGGACUGCUGGCGAAUUUCUCCACACGCUGAAAACUUUGAUGGCUAAACUCAAGGCAAAUGACUGGGGUGCUCUGUCCCAGAACUUGGCCGCUCAUCGCGCACAAAAACUGCUAACAGGACUUAACAAUGCUCUUGUCUUUGGCUUCUAUGAGGUCGAUCCUGAGCAGGAGGCUCUCAAGAACUUUGACACCGAUGAACUGAUAGACAUGCCUGAUACUGAGGCACAGUUCUUCUUAACUGAUAAAGAGUCCUCAGCAUCGCAAAGAGAAGGCAUCCUCUUGGCUCUCCAACGUUCAUGGGAUCAACUCAAUCAACGCCCUUACCGUGAAGAGACGGAAUGGUUCAACCAACUCGUCGACUAUCUCAACACUCUGGUCGAUAUGCGGAUCAGUCAUGUCCACAAAUGGAUCUCAUCAAAUCUCUCGAGAUUCACUGAGAGCCAGGCCAACAUGGAAAUGCUCCGUCGCGUCUUCGAAACGUCUAUGGUCGACUUGCGUGCCAAUGUGGAACUUUGCGGAACGCAGUGUUCUAAUUGUCAACUCAAGUGCUUACUGGGUGGGCGGCACAGCCAGUCGCUUGGUCAUGAUUGCCGGACAAAUCAUGCAUGCACGCGUUCUUGCGACUUUGGAGACGAUGAUCAUCCUGUUGGCGAGCGCUCGAAGCAGUGCGGACUUCCUGCUGGCCAUCCAGGUCGUCAUAUAUGUGCUGUUGAUGUCCAUCUUUGCGGAGAGCCAUGUCAUCUGAAGGACAAACCUGGAUGCCUUGGUCGAUGCAUGAAGCCGGCUGCCCACGAAGGGGAUGUCCAUCAAUGCACAGCCCGCGUUCACAAAUGUGGAGAGCCCUGCCGCCUAAAGGUGAAAAUGGUUGGCGGAAAAACCUUUACCUGCACCAAGACCUGCAGCAUUCCGAGCGACGAAGCUCAUACGGCGCAUGUUUGCGAUAGCUCUGCGUGCCCCAUUGCAUGCGAGUUGUGCAAACGACUUUGCUCUGAGACUGAUCAUCUUCACGGUCUCGACAAGAAUGCUGUUCAUCUCUGCGGUCAAAGUCAUCCCUGCUCUGCCCUCUGUCAAUCCGGAAUCUGCCAGGUAGAGACAGUUCCCCAGUCGAUAGAAGCUACCUUCACGGGUCGACACGAAACUUUCCAAUAUACGAAGUAUUCUCAAGACUUCAAACGGCUACCCUGUGUCUUCAAUAUUCCUCCUGGACAGAAGGCCCACAAUGGCCCACAUUGUCAUACUACUGAUCCAGCUCCAUUCCACUUUUGCGAGACUCGAUGUGAGAAUUGCGGCUAUUUCUGUACUCUUCCUCGAGGACACCCACAACAAGAACAUGAAACACGACAUGGAUCCAUGUCGCGAACGCAAUGGGCGGUUGACGGACCAGAUGGGACCAUCGUCGAGGUCAACGGGCACAAAUUUGGAGCAAAUGAUGAAGGUUCACCCUUGUUGUGCAACCUUUUCUGUCAAGAAAUGGGCAGACAUGCACAUAUGGACUAUUGUCGAGCAGAUGAUGCUAACGCGUGCACUGGAAAUGAAGUUCAACACAUAACAACUCGUAUGACCCCGAAUCCCGAUCGCCCCAAAGAUUGGGUUUCACACUCGCUGUUCUGGCGACGGUCCGGUAUGGCGGCCUAUUUCAAUUCAUUCUUUUCCUUGACGCUGUAUUUCAGGCUUCAAAGGUUGUUGUUCUUGUGUUUCCAACGAUUUUCUGAUGUUGGCAUAGACCCAUACUCCCGGCCCGAUCAACUGAAUUUCACUAAAUGUGACGCGAUGUGCCCUGGUAAAGAAAAGGUCUCCAGUCCAAUCACAGCAAUGAUCGAAACUAUGACAGAUACUGACCAUGCGGGUGAUGCCACCACUGCGCCGAAGCCGUCUUAUUGCACUCUGCCUUUAUUCCAUGCGCCGGCAGCACAGGGUCCGGGACUGGUGUUAGGAUACUUGUCGAAUGACGGGCAUGUUUUCAACUGCAAGAAUCCUGCUGUCAUGCAGAAUGCUUUCCAUGUCAUCUUCGUGAUAGACCGCUCUGGGUCCAUGGGCUAUACUGACCGUCGUCCUCUCGCAAAUACUCCAAGCACCACCUUGAUCUCUCAAUCCUCAAACAAUAGACUUGGCGCAGUUUAUUCUGCACUUCAUGCAUUCUGGCUCUCGCGAAAUACAGCUUUGAACGGGGGAAAUCAAGGAACGGCACCAGUUCGUCGUGAUGCGUAUAGCGUCAUUCUAUUUGAUCAUGCAGUCUCUACCUGUAUCGCAAAUGACUUCACAAGCACCCCAGACAAGCUUUUGAACCUGGUUUUGCCUUAUCGUACUGGUGGCGGUACUAAUUUCACGGCUGCGAUUGCGUCGGCUGAAGCGUUAAUGGAAACACAUUGGAGUACGGAAAGGACUCCGGUGGUGAUUUUUCUCUCGGACGGUGAAUGCGAUAUUGCGGACGAGACGAUGCGCUCUCUGAGUCGGAAAGCCAUUGCAAAAGGCAAACCACUGUCCUUCCACUCAGUCUCUUUUGGGCGGGCAUCGCAAAGCGGAUAUCUCCAAAGAAUGGCACAAGUUGCUCUGGAAGUACAAAACAGCGCACCACGAGAUUUGACCCCGACUGGAGCAACUAUUCCAUCAUCCUAUUCAGAGGCUCUUGAUACGGUUCGACUCGCCGAAACCUUCCUCGGCUUCGCUGAGUCGUUGCGCAAGCCCAGAGGCGCCCUCGUCGGUUUGAAAUGA